Molecule: messenger RNA, 2330 nt
Organism: Triplophysa dalaica
Lineage: Eukaryota; Metazoa; Chordata; Actinopteri; Cypriniformes; Nemacheilidae
Gene: gna13a
Product: guanine nucleotide binding protein (G protein), alpha 13a
Exons: 4
Coding region: 43-1173 (376 amino acids)
Biological process (GO): adenylate cyclase-activating G protein-coupled receptor signaling pathway; Rho protein signal transduction
Cellular component (GO): heterotrimeric G-protein complex; brush border membrane
Molecular function (GO): GTPase activity; guanyl nucleotide binding; G-protein beta/gamma-subunit complex binding
Source: RefSeq, a predicted model, not a curated record
CUCCCGUGCGAGUGAUGUAUCCAUGAAGUCGUUACUACAAAGAUGGCGGAUUUCCUGCCCUCCCGGACUGCAAUAGUUUGUAUUCCCAAUUGUCUUCUCUCGCACGGCGAAAUUGAUCAAAUCAGAAAGUCUAAGGAGAUCGACAAAACGAUUUCUCGUGAGAAGACGUAUGUGAAGAAACUGGUGAAGAUCUUGUUGUUAGGCGCUGGCGAAAGUGGCAAGUCAACUUUCCUCAAACAAAUGCGCAUAAUUCAUGGGCAGGACUUCGAUCAGCGGGCCAAAGAAGAGUUCCGGGCUACAAUCUACAGCAAUGUUAUCAAAGGUGUCAGGGUGCUGGUCGAUGCCCGUGAGAAACUGCAUAUUCCUUGGGGAGACCCUGAUAAUCAGUUUCAUGGGGAGACAAUUAUGGCCUUUGACACCCGCUCAUCCUUGAUGGCCAAAGGAAUGGUGGAGACCAAAGUUUUUCUGAACUACCUGCCCACCAUUCGUGCUCUAUGGCAAGACAGCAGUAUUCAGAAUGCUUAUGACAGACGACGAGAGUUUCAGCUGGGGGAAUCUGUGAAAUAUUUCCUGGACAAUGUGGAUAAACUCGGAGAACCGGACUACUUGCCCACCCAAAAGGAUAUACUUCUGGCACGGAAGCCCACCAAAGGUAUCUACGAGUACGACUUUGAGAUCAAGAACGUUCCUUUCAAGAUGGUGGAUGUGGGAGGGCAGCGGUCUGAGCGCAAGCGAUGGUUCGAGUGCUUUGAUUCCGUAACCUCCAUCCUUUUCCUAGUCUCAUCCAGUGAGUUCGAUCAGGUGCUUAUGGAAGAUCGCCAGACCAACAGGCUCACGGAGUCUCUCAACAUCUUCGAGACGAUCGUCAAUAACCGCGUCUUCUCCAACGUCUCUAUAAUUCUUUUUCUCAACAAGACAGACUUACUGGAGGAAAAAGUCAACAACGUGAACAUCAAGGACUAUUUCCCAGAGUUCAUCGGGGAUCCCAAUGAUCUCAAAGAUGUGCAGACAUUCCUGGUGGAGUGCUUCCGUAACAAGCGUCGGGAGCAACAGCAGAAGCCCCUGUACCAUCACUUCACCACUGCCAUUAACACAGAGAACAUUCGCCUUGUCUUCCGUGAUGUCAAAGACACCAUCUUGCAUGACAACCUUAAACAGCUUAUGUUACAAUAAAAUGGCACCAGAAGGCCUUUAAGAACAUUCCAUUUUAAUUAGGUUUUUAGUUUAUUUAAUACGACAAGUGGUUCUAUACAUAUUGUGGUUAAAGUGAAACAGAUAAGAUGAUAACUAUGCAUACUUAAUGCAUAUUAUAUCUAUCAUUAAAAUAGCAAGAAUUUGAUAUACGCCACUUGCUAAACUUGUUGUAGCUGUAUCAGAUAUGCUAAGGAAUGGUCCUCAGUUAUUCACCAAAAUGCUGUAAUUAUGAUGAUUUACUGUAUGUUUAUAAGUGUCUUUUGUAUAUACCAGUAACACUCCUGUAACCCAAAGGUUAGCAUCCUGAUUUGGUAAGGCUUUUCAAAAAGUGAAAACUCAGGGCUAUACAUAUUUUUUCCCACAGCUCACACCAGUGAGCAAGAGCAAUUUUUAAUGGGGUUGUUGAAUAAGUUUUAUUAUAGCACAGCGUAUCUUGCUGUCUUUGCCUUCCCCGCAAAAUGCCUUUUUGUUGCUCCCAGAUUAUGACAAUAAAGUAGUACAAUUAAGGUACUUUUGUACUUAUGUUUGUAAUAUUUAACAAAAGGGAAAGUAUAUUAAACAUUUUCCAAUUGAACUUGUACAGAAGGUUUCUCUGUACAAAUUCUUUAAAUACGCUGAAGGUUUUCACAACAGUUUUUUCUAAAUCUAAUUUGCCCCUAAACCCAUAUUGAGUGAAUCUUUGCUAUUAUUUUUGUAAUCUAGGCCUACUUUUAAAAGAAAAGUGCCCUGAUGGCUCUUCGUGUAAGUGGUUGGCUCUAGCUCAGGAUUUUAUAAAAUGACUCUUAAAGCAGUCCAUGUGUAUUCUGGUUGAUUGGUAUGCACAGACAUCGCAACUUUUUUUAUUCUUUAGAUGCAUCUACACAGCACCAUUUCGACAGAAGCUGAUUUGGACAAAUUGAAAUGCAAUGAUGGAAAGUCACUAAUGAAAAGCACUGUAAUCUGAUUGUUGGAGGUAUAUGGGUAUUAGCUUACUGCGUACAUUGAGUUCUGUAGGUUUAAAGUGUGUAAAAGAUUUUACCCACAAAAAUGUGUUUGUGUGUUUUGUCAUAGCAGUAAUCUUUUACAGCAGUAGUGUUUUUUGUGUUUUAUGUUGAUUGCUUUUGUGUAAUUGUGCAUUAAAUUUUAAAGUACCAAAA